Molecule: messenger RNA, 2618 nt
Organism: Rhea pennata
Lineage: Eukaryota; Metazoa; Chordata; Aves; Rheiformes; Rheidae
Gene: CHRNA3
Product: cholinergic receptor nicotinic alpha 3 subunit
Exons: 6
Coding region: 88-1578 (496 amino acids)
Biological process (GO): signal transduction; chemical synaptic transmission; regulation of membrane potential
Cellular component (GO): neuron projection; synapse; plasma membrane
Molecular function (GO): transmembrane signaling receptor activity; acetylcholine-gated monoatomic cation-selective channel activity
Source: RefSeq, a predicted model, not a curated record
AGCUCUCAGUGCUGCCUGCGCUCCUCAAUUCUGCCAGCCGAGCUUGCCUUCAGCAGCUGCUGUCGACCAGCAGCAAUUCGCAACACGAUGGAGAGCAGGCACACUCUCCUUCUAACUGCUGCUGUUUGCUUUCUCUUUAAAGGCUGCGGGGGCUCCGAGGCCGAGCACCGCCUCUACAACGCCCUGUUCGAGAACUACAACCAGUUCGUGAGGCCGGUGAGGAACGUCUCGGAGCCGGUCAUCAUCCAGUUCGAGGUGUCCAUGUCCCAGCUGGUGAAGGUGGAUGAAGUGAACCAGAUCAUGGAAACCAACUUGUGGCUGAAGCACAUCUGGAACGAUUAUAAGCUUCGCUGGAAUCCAGUGGACUACGGAGGUUCUGAAUUCAUCCGAGUGCCAUCCGGCCAGAUCUGGAAGCCAGAUAUCGUUUUAUAUAACAAUGCAGUUGGAGAUUUCCAGGUUGAUGACAAGACAAAGGCCCUACUGAAAUACACAGGUGAUGUGACCUGGAUACCUCCGGCUAUAUUUAAAAGCUCAUGUAAAAUAGAUGUAACCUACUUCCCUUUUGACUAUCAGAACUGCACCAUGAAGUUUGGUUCCUGGUCUUACGAUAAAGCCAAAAUUGACUUAGUUUUAAUUGGCUCUACAAUGAACCUGAAAGAUUACUGGGAGAGUGGAGAAUGGGCUAUUAUUAAAGCUCCUGGGUAUAAACAUGACAUCAAGUACAACUGUUGUGAAGAGAUAUAUCCAGAUAUCACAUAUUCUCUUUACAUUAGGCGCUUACCUUUAUUUUACACUAUCAACAUGAUUAUUCCAUGUCUGCUGAUAUCUUUUCUGACUGUCUUAGUUUUCUAUUUGCCUUCAGACUGUGGUGAGAAGGUGACACUCUGCAUAUCAGUACUUUUAUCUUUAACAGUGUUCCUUCUCGUUAUCACAGAAACCAUACCUUCUACUUCUCUGGUAAUUCCACUGAUUGGGGAAUACCUCCUUUUCACCAUGAUAUUUGUAACUCUAUCUAUUGUCAUUACGGUAUUUGUACUUAAUGUGCACUACAGAACACCCAAGACACACACAAUGCCAGUUUGGGUUAGAACCAUCUUCCUGAACUUACUUCCCAGGAUCAUGUUUAUGACAAGGCCUGCCAGUGACGAAGAGAAUAAUCAGAAGCCAAAACCAUUUUACACUGCUGAGUUUUCACAUUUAAACUGCUUCAACAGUUCUGAAACCAAAUGCUGCAAAGAUGGCUUUGUAUGUCAAGAUACAAUAUGCAGCUGUUGUCAGUAUCAACGAAUGAAGUUCUCAGAUUUCAGUGGCAAUCUCACAAGAAGUUCAAGCUCUGAAUCUGUAGAUCCGCUGCUUUCAUUUUCAGUUCUGUCACCAGAAAUGAGAGAUGCUAUUGAAAGUGUUAAAUACAUUGCAGAAAAUAUGAAAAUGCAGAACGAAGCAAAAGAGAUUCAGGAUGACUGGAAAUAUGUUGCCAUGGUCAUUGAUCGCAUUUUUCUAUGGGUUUUUGUCCUGGUAUGUAUUCUAGGAACAGCAGGAUUGUUUUUACAACCUUUGAUGGCUGGAGAUGAAAUGUAAAAAUUCAAAAUGAUACCUUACAAAAAUGAAACUUUUGCCAACCAACCCUUUUUCCUCUGCAUCUGAUGUCUUUUGUAUGCAUUUCAUUAGUAGAAUAAGGAUCUUUCUUAGCUUCAACUUUGCUUGACCAAGAAGGCUCUACUAAAAAUGUGAAGAGUUUAUUCUGAGCUGUUAUGCCAGCUGAUCUCAAGGUGAUAUGCUCUAGGAUAUGCUUUAGGCUUGCCAGCUACUCUUUGUAAUAACUGGUAAAAAUGUAGGUAGUACAUUAAAAUUUAUAGGAAUAGUUUAAAAAUAGUUUGAUAAAGAAACUGAUAACUAUGUAGGUAGUCUGAAGUUUGAGACAAUCUCAAUACUUGAGCUACCAGAUUUGUUUCCAGGAGUCUGGUGCUAAGUCUUUUCAUGCUGCAACAAGUUCUUCUGGGAUUAAGUUCAUAAUUAGUUCAGUGACUGUUCCCACAAAAAUGAAGGAAUUUAGGAAGCUUAUCUACUGAAUUGUUAGAAUGGAGAACAUUGCCACCUGGUGUAUAAACAAUGAUUCAAAUUGUGGGAGGAAAGGACCUUGGGCAGGAUUAUUUAGGAAAGGAAAAUGAAUGUGAUUAAUAGAUUAUAAUGAUGAUAAAGCAGCCAGAAUAUAAACUCUGUGCAUCAGCAUAUUUUCACUAUAUAAAAAGACUGUCAGAAAAACAUCAAGCUAUUCAGACCUAAUAAUGUUUUAAACUGUAUACAAAUAAAACACAGUAAUAUGCAGUCAGGGGGUUAUGCAAAGGAUCAAAAUACUGUAGGAUAGUUUGGAUAUGGAAGCAUCUUGCCACAGCAAAGUGCUUUAUUAUGUGGGAAGGCAGGCAGAUACAAAGCAUUCCUGUAAAGUAUGCUAAAAAAUUGCUUCUUAGGCAUACUUUUUUUUUUGUCUGUGACUACAGAUGUUUUGAAUGCAUGAAUAAACAGUACAACAAAAUACUGUAAUGAGAAAACAUUUUGUAAAGUUAUUAACUGUUUCCAGUUAUGCCAAACUGGAAACUUUUUGGAAAUACAGUGGUAUC